AUUCACAAUAGCAUUGAGAAUAUACAGUCUGCUUGUUCAACGAGUGCAUUAUUAAAUAAGACUGUGCAGCAAUUGGGGUAUUUGAUUCAUUAUUUCUACAGAAGUACACAAAUUAAAUACAUAAAAAAUGUUAAGAAUCCUUAGGCGCAUUAAUGCAAUUAUAAUACCACAACAAAUACGCAUUGUACAACUGUCUAAUGGCGGAGGUGGCGGAGGAGCAAGCGGUGGCAAAAGUGGCAGUGGUGGUGCCGGUGGAAAAGGUGGCGCCUCCGCCGCUGAAUCCGAUGGUAAUGUGGACAAAAUACAAGCAGCUCGCGAAGAAGAGUUUUUCCGCAAACAACGCAAUGAACAAUUGAAAAAACUGAAAUCGAAGAAACCCAUAGAAGGAGAGAAGAAGAAAUAGAAAUUGAAAGUGAAAUUUGUUGAUAUUUGUACUUAUAAGAGUCGAAUUGUUUUUGAAUGUUUAUAUUUUGCCAAGUGAAAUAAAAAGUUUAAAAAAAUGA
Molecule: messenger RNA, 503 nt
Organism: Musca domestica (house fly)
Lineage: Eukaryota; Metazoa; Arthropoda; Insecta; Diptera; Muscidae
Product: ATPase inhibitor mai-1, mitochondrial
Exons: 2
Coding region: 128-403 (91 amino acids)
Source: RefSeq, a predicted model, not a curated record